Messenger RNA from Athalia rosae (coleseed sawfly), 588 nucleotides. It is a transcript of the gene RpLP1, whose product is annotated as 60S acidic ribosomal protein P1. The coding region runs from base 132 to 473 and encodes 113 amino acids. Gene Ontology annotation, biological process: translational elongation; cytoplasmic translation. The transcript is spliced from 4 exons. Gene Ontology annotation, molecular function: ribonucleoprotein complex binding; structural constituent of ribosome; protein kinase activator activity. NCBI's taxonomy places the organism in Eukaryota, Metazoa, Arthropoda, Insecta, Hymenoptera, Athaliidae. Gene Ontology annotation, cellular component: cytosolic large ribosomal subunit; ribosome. The record is from RefSeq and is a predicted model, not a curated record.
GUUUCUCGUUCACUUUUCCGGUGGAUCAUCCAGGUUCCGUGCUUGUUCUCUGCGCGAGCUAAGGCCGAAUCGGCGACUUGCACUAUAAUUUUCAUCCAUCAAUUUGAAACCUCAACGAAAUAAUAAACACCAUGUCUUCAAAGGCCGAGCUUGCUUGCGUUUACGCUGCCCUCAUACUCGUUGACGACGAUGUCGCCGUUACUGGGGAGAAAAUUCAAACCAUCUUGAAGGCAGCUACCGUCGAGGUAGAACCUUACUGGCCUGGCCUCUUUGCAAAGUCCCUUGAAGGCAUCAACAUCAAGGACCUCAUCACCAACAUUGGUUCCGGAGUCGGUGCUGCCCCAUCAGGUGGUGCUGCUCCAGCUGCUGCUGCCCCUACUAGUGGUGAUGCUGCUCCAUCCAAAAAGGAAGAUAAGAAGGAUGAACCAGAAGAGGAAUCUGACGAUGACAUGGGAUUCGGUCUCUUUGACUAGUUUCAAAGCAUCGUGCUAUACAAGAUCUAUGAUGGAUCCAUUCCUUUUGUACAGUUAUAUUGUACACUGAUAAACCAAUAAAAAAUUGUAAGAACUUACAAUAAUUCUAUGUAAA